Messenger RNA from Necator americanus (New World hookworm), 2031 nucleotides. RefSeq lists its product as uncharacterized. The transcript is spliced from 9 exons. Lineage: Eukaryota; Metazoa; Nematoda; Chromadorea; Rhabditida; Ancylostomatidae. Gene Ontology annotation, molecular function: protein kinase activity; ATP binding. The record is from RefSeq and is a predicted model, not a curated record. Gene Ontology annotation, biological process: protein phosphorylation. The coding region runs from base 1 to 2031 and encodes 676 amino acids.
AUGUACAAGGUACUGGAGCGCAUUAUCCUGGACCGACUCAUUAAACAUCGCGAAGAAACAACGCGCGACGAGCAAGUUGGCUUUCGUCCUGGCCGAUCUACGAUUGACCAGGUGUUCAUCUUCAGGAGAGUGAUCGAAAUCUGGCAGCGGUAUUUGAAGCCAGUGCAACUAGCAUUUCUGGACUUUGAAGCCGCGUUCGACUCUCCUCAUCGAGGCCGUCUUCUCAACGCGUUUCGCGCCGAUGGAGUACCAGGAAAGUUCGUUCGUUUGCUUGAUGACAUGAAUCAACGAACGACUGCUGCAGUUCGAACACCAGCCGGAUGUACAACACCGUUUGAAUUGGUAACUGGAGUAAGACAAGGGGCACUGGCAGGACCUUUCCUGUUCAAUUUUGCAAUCGACGACAUCAUGCGAAGAACAGUCGACCAGUGUCCUGCCGACAUUGUCUUAGCACCAUCAGGGUGCCCCGUGACUGACCUCGAGUACGCCGUUGUUAUAUUCGCGGAAAGCAGUACGAAACUUCAACCUGUUGUCAACCUCGUAUCGAAGCUGACUGCAGCCCAUGGACUACGCCUACGCCCUGAUAAAUGCAAGCAGAUGUGGAUCUCUUCGAGACCUCGAACGGGAAUCAGGGUGGACGGACAACCAAUAGAACUCGACGAUGAGUUCUGUUACCUAGGCUGUACGCUGAAGAACAAUGGCAGCUACGAGAGAGAUGUUCAGCAAAGAUGCGCUAAGGCCGCUUCUGCAUUUAACUCCUUAACGAAAUGCCUGCGGUCGACCCCCAUCACCAACGAAGUCAAGCUGCGAGCCUACCUAUCCGCAAUUCGCCCCAUCAUUAUGUACGGAUCGGAGACUUGGGCAGCACCAUCAACGGUUAUGGAGAGGCUUGACUGCACGGAACAAAAGCUGCUUAGACGGCUACUUGGCUACUUUUGGCCUAAGGUAUGCCACAAUGAGGAUCUUUACGCAGAAAUUGAUGUGGUUUACCAGCGUAUGACAUGUGGAAGAUAUCAACAUCUUGCACCGCCAUCGAAAGCGGCUAAAGUAAAUCGUUUUCGCUUCUUUGGUCAUAUAUUAAGGAUAUCGGCACAUCGCCUUGUCCAACGAGUUCUGAAGAGUUCGUCGGAUUGGAGCUGGAAGAUGCCACCUGGCCGAAAACGGAAGUUCUGGACUGAGGUGGUGAAAGAGGACCUGAGGACACUCGGCGUGGAUAGCCAGUUCAGGCGAGACGUAAGGUUUCGCAGAAUAUGGAAUAGCGACGAAUGGAUUGAUUCUGUGCAAGCUCUCGCAGAAGAUCGAGAAGGCGAUGACAUCAGCCCGCCGAUUACGUCAAGUAAGUCAUCGGAAUGGAAUAGCAUUAACGAUCACCGGAACUCGGAUGCACCGAGAGACCGCAGCGCGUCACUAAACGAUGAAAUUGCACCGGAGGCGGCGCGGUCGAACAUAGCCACUGGUGCCAUUUCUGACUUUGGCCUGUCAAAAAUUGCUGAGGAAUUAGAGGCGAAGAAAAAAGGUGAAGAUGACAAAGGUGAACCGCCAAUUGAACAUGUUCCUUUACGGUGGAUGGCGCCUGAAACCUUGAAACGACCACAGUUGUGGUCGAUAAAAAGCGAUGUAUGGAGUUUUGGUGUGCUUUUAUACGAAGUGUUCAACGAUGGCGAAAAACCGUGGCCAAAUGAUGAGCCGAAACGUAUCGCUACUCAUAUACGACAUGGAAAAAUGCCGACUCUACCGCCGAAAACUCCCGAACAUAUCAAGAAUUUAAUAAAUAAGAUUUGGAAGCUAAAUCCUGAGGAAAGGCCGUCAAUGGAUGUUAUAUACAAAGAGCUAAAAGGACUGCAUAAAGGAGAAUUUAAGAUACAUGAUGCUUCGAAACUCACACUCGCCCUCAAAAAGCUGGAAAAAUCGAAAGCAGAUACUGGUCUUAUUGACGAUAGCGAUUCGGCACGUUCCGUAUACGAUGAGGAAGUGGAACAAUUAGGACGAUCAGUGCCGAGCUCAAAUAGACCCGUUCAGAGAAAAAAAUAG